AGCUGCAGCAGCUGAGCGCCUUGUCUCCUACGCGAUCAUGGUUCAGUUUGCCUGUUGCAGACGCGUGUUUCCUCUCAUCUGAUGCACAGGCUCUUCGCUCAAAGUCUCCGGCUUCAAUCCAGGGAACAGAGGGAGGUCGCGGCCGCCUGCCGUCAGAUCGCUGAGGAACUGCAUGACAUAUAUUUGGGAUUAAGAUGGUCAUCAAGGUUUACAUUGCGUCCUCGAGUGGCUCCGUGGCGUUGAAAAAGCAUCAGCAGUCCAUCGUUGGUUUCCUGGAGGGCAAUCGCAUCAACUUCCAGGAAAUAGACAUCACCAUGCUGGAGGAGCAAAGGCUGUGGAUGUACCGCAACAUACCCCAGGACAAGCAGCCAGAGAAAGGCAACCCGCUGCCUCCGCAGAUCUUCAGUGAUGACUGCUACUGUGGGGAUUACGAAGACUUCUUCCAAGCGAAGGAGAACAACACUGUGUUUUCAUUCCUUGGCCUCAGUUCCAAACCCUCAGUGAAAGAUUCAGAGUCAUAGAUCCAACUGCUGGUGGUGUCACGUCCAGGUGACCUUCAAAGACGAGGACACAAACCGCACCGCUCCCUGUGUUGCAUCGCGUCCUUGGCCGUGAUCCUCCUGAUACGACGCCACCAUUUUGCCAAACCUCACCAACCCCUGGGAUCUUUUCCUCCCUGUAUGACCCCUCCUAAACAACAUUCCGUCAUCAGUGAAGUCCCAGAGACGUGUCUGACUCCCAAGAUGCCACUAAAACGUUACCACAGAAGAAGAGUAACCUUAGGAUUCGAGGCGUUUGUGUGUCCUGCAUGUGUUUAACGUACUGUCAUAGUAAAAUACAGUAACAUGAAUUCGGUGCAAACAAGACGACAACGCAGCAGUACUUCAAUAAUGAGGUGCAGCAGAGCAGCAGAGGCCACCUGAACACACUCUUGUGUUGUGGGUGCAUGCCUUAAUGUGUGUGUGUGUGUGUAUUGUGUGUGUGUGUGUGUGUGUGUGUGUGUUUCUGUCUCCAUCAGCAGCUGUUAAUGAAGGCUGUGUUAGGUGAGGGGAGCUGAGAUGUAGCACUUCAUGCAACCUAAAACAACCCGAGGCCGAGCAGGUGUGUGUGUGUGCGGGUGCGUGUCUGUCUUUUGUGUGUGUGUGUGUGUGUGUGUGUGUGUGCGUGUCAGGAUGCCUUCCCAGAGGUGACAGUGACACUGCAGCUUAACACAAAGCAGAUGAAACCUUUCUCUAAUUCUGAUUAUACAUCAUGCCGUUGCCAGCGUCCAUGGCCGUGUAGUUACUGUCAUCAAAUAAACACACAACUUGUUUUUUUGUCACUCCACUGUCGGUGUGAUUAAAGUACGCUUGCGCAGAUGUCUUACACAUACAAACGCACGUAUGCAAAAGCCACAACACAACUGCAAAAGCCGCACAACAAUAUCUGUAUUUUGUUUUUUCUACCCAACACACACAUGACUUACACGGGGUUAAACAGCACGUUCGUGGGGAUUAAUAAUAGCUGCAGAUGAGCACAUAUUUGGGGUCUAUUACCGAGCAAGCUAGGCAACAGAAUGGUUAUUGUGGGAUUGAUUUAAAAUCAAAGACAGUGCCCAGGUUUCUGAUAAUGAAUGAACAUGUCACUUAGAGCAACAGUGCAGCUCCCUAAUCCAUAUCAGGCUUUGAAAAACGCAGACAGGGAUUUGUUGAUAACAUGAAAAACAUGACAUCACCAGCUUCAGGCUCCCAUCAAAACAACUAUAGACUAAGUGUAAUUAGGGUUGCAAAUUCUGGGAAUAUUCAAAGUGGGACGCUUUCCACGGGAAUAUACGGGAAUAUACAGGAAUUAACGGGAAUUAACGGAAAAAAUGGAAAUGUGGGUAAUUUAUACUCACUGUAUUUACCUUGUCAUAUACAGACAUAAAUAUAGACAUUUUGUUUUGUCAUAGGCUGAUAUGAGCCCUGAGGAAACUUUGGGCACUUGACUAUAUGUUUCUGGAUCUUUGUUUCAUUCUCAACAUAGGUCUUUGAACAGUAUUUGCAAAUGCACACAGCCUUUCCUUCUACAUUGGUUGGGUUGAAAUGUCUCCACACAUAAAGAUAGUGCACGUGGAAGUUUUCUGUAGAAUAAGAUGAGAAAAAAAGCUUGUAAAAAAACACUAAUGCAAUUCCAGAGAUAUAAAUAGUUGGCCGAACAGUUGGAGUCGUCUUUAAAAAUAUUUACAAUUGAUGGAUAAAUGAAUAGAAAUAGGCUAGAUGAACAGAUGAACAAUCCUCAAUCAGCAUGUUAAUAUAUUUUCCCCAGUUAUAUCAUCGAAACUUACCUGACUAUUCCUGCACACUCCAGCAGGCCUCAUUAGCCCUGUGUAGUGAACAGGAUGCUGGCAAUUAUCUGUGCAUGUGAUGGAAGAAUGCACAGUGCAGGGUUGAAAUUCAACGUGCAGCAUGUGCUGCAUUCCAUACAUCUUUAAAAUAGAGUUUUGAAUGAUGUUUUUAUCACGCACAAUUAAUUUGCGAAUAUAUAAUUUUUUUCAAAAUUCCCCAAAUUCCCAAGCUCAAUAUUCCCAUGGAACAUUUCCGGAUAGUUUCCGGAAAUUUGCCGGAAAAUGUCCGCCCCUAUGCAACCCUAAGUGUAAUAGAUUUCUCCAAGUGUAGCGAUGUUAAUAUGCGAUGGAAGAUCUUAGAGAUUGUUGUUGCUAUGAAGACCAUUGAUAGGCAAAGCUCCCAGCCUCUGAUCUCCUCUUCUGCGCUCCCACCUCUCUCUGAGUAAACUAGUGCUCUACCUCCAACCCUGUCGUCUGUACCCUGUGUCCUUCUUUGAUGUCACCACGUUGCGUUGUCUCUUCAUGGCUCUCUCUCUCCUAUGAAAUCGUCAUGUUCAGUUGGUUUCGGGUGCAAACAAGCCGAAAAAACACUCCCACAAACCGUUUCUCCUGAAUGUUGUGCCAUCUGAAAAAGGAGGAUAUGCCCUUUUUGAUUAACUUUGAGUACCCAGGACAUCGCAUUGUUGCCGUAGGUCGUGACAGCAUUCCUAUUUUUUACUUUUGCCAGAUCAUGACUUGAAUUUCUUGCAGUUUUGUGAGACGAACAUUUGUCACACCUCUGUCUGCGACUGUGGCAUUUCUUUCGGGUUUCAUGAGAGCAUCACACUCACUGACAUCUCACCGUGUGGGUUAUUUUGCACAACAAAGCCAAUUAAAAUACUUUUGAGUAU
Molecule: messenger RNA, 3195 nt
Organism: Platichthys flesus (European flounder)
Lineage: Eukaryota; Metazoa; Chordata; Actinopteri; Pleuronectiformes; Pleuronectidae
Gene: sh3bgrl2
Product: SH3 domain binding glutamate-rich protein like 2
Exons: 4
Coding region: 195-521 (108 amino acids)
Cellular component (GO): cytoplasm
Source: RefSeq, a predicted model, not a curated record